Messenger RNA from Populus euphratica (Euphrates poplar), 566 nucleotides. Its product is annotated as abscisic acid 8'-hydroxylase 4-like. Bases 159 to 404 code for a protein of 81 amino acids. The transcript is spliced from 3 exons. NCBI's taxonomy places the organism in Eukaryota, Viridiplantae, Streptophyta, Magnoliopsida, Malpighiales, Salicaceae. Gene Ontology annotation, biological process: sterol metabolic process. Gene Ontology annotation, molecular function: (+)-abscisic acid 8'-hydroxylase activity; heme binding; iron ion binding. The record is from RefSeq and is a predicted model, not a curated record.
CGUGAAGCUCAUCUUUCUUUCCUUCCUUCUUCCAGGAAAAGACACGAUUCCCCGAGAAAUUACCGGCUAAAACAACCUCAUUUAUCGCAUCAAAUCCACAUUUCCUUCCAGCUGUCUUUUCUCUUUUCCUGGUUUUGGACUCAUUUGGAACUCACCCGAUGGUUGAUCAUUGGAAAUUGAAUUUUAAUCACUGGUACUUGAUUCCGAAAGGUUGGAAGGUGAUGCCUUUGUUCGGGAACAUUCAUCACAAUCCAGAAUAUUUCAGUGAUCCUCAGAAAUUUGAUCCUACAAGAUUUGAGGUUGCAACAAAACCUAAUAUGCCAUUUGGUAGUGGACAACAUGCCUGUCCAGGCAAUGAACUUGCCAAGUUGGAGAUUGAUCCACCAUUUGAUUAUAAAGGAUGAGUACUUGAAUUAUGCUGCAGAUCUCAUAAGUCAUAAAUCUAUUAACAAUUAAGCAUGUAACAGCUAGGAAAUAAAAGGAAAAUUGUCUAUGUAUAUUAAUUUUGCCUUUUCAAUUCUGUAACCGUUAGGUAGUAUAUCCUUAACUUAAGCUUCCCUUGUCAA